Messenger RNA from Drosophila grimshawi, 2574 nucleotides. RefSeq lists its product as uncharacterized. Gene Ontology annotation, molecular function: chitin binding. Lineage: Eukaryota; Metazoa; Arthropoda; Insecta; Diptera; Drosophilidae. Gene Ontology annotation, cellular component: extracellular region. The record is from RefSeq and is a predicted model, not a curated record. The coding region runs from base 1 to 2574 and encodes 857 amino acids. The transcript is spliced from 5 exons.
AUGUGGAAGCUAAUCUGUGGCAUGCUGUUCAUCACUUCCGGCUGCAACGCGGGACCAGUUGUGAAUCAGGUGCGUUUCGGAAUCUGUUUUAGUUUCCGAUUUGCAGACAACUUCCGCUGUGUCUCUGCUCCUUUAACGGGCACCUUAACGCUGCCCAGCAAUGCGACCUCGAUUCGGGCUGAUAUCACGGAUAAUUUCUCGUGUGCAAAUAAAUCUUAUGGUUAUUAUGCGGAUGUGGAAAAUGAUUGCCAGAUCUUUCACGUCUGUCUGCCGGUGACUUAUGCGGAUGGCAAAGAGAACACCUUCCGCUGGAGCUUCAUCUGUCCCGAGGAGACGAUUUUUAGUCAGGAAUCCUUCACCUGCAUGCGACGAGAGGAUAUGGGCAUUGAGUGCGAGGAUAGCUAUCGUUAUUACGAGCUAAAUGCCAAUUUUGGGCUGCCUGUGGAGGAGCAGGAGCAGGAGCAACAGAAGCAACCAGCUGCUGUCAUGGAGAGUGAGUCAAUGGAUCAGGAUAGUGAAGCAUCCGCCCCAGCUGAGCAGGCUGUGGAGCCAGCUGAGCCAGUUGCAGUUGCUCCUGCUGCUGCUGUUGCUCCACCUGUCAAGGUGCAGAAACCCAAACCAAAACCCAAUCGCCGCAAGCCCGCCCUCAGCUACAACAAGCCACCGAGGAAGGCGGCAGCAGCCAUAGCAGCGCCUGCUCCAAUUGAGACAACUGUAGAAGUUGCUAGCAAUCCCAUGAAGCCAGUGAAGCCCACAAUGAAGCCACAACGCUUCAGCAGUCGUCCCAGCCAGGCAAAGCCACAAGAAACGUUAAAGACUCCCGUUAAUCCUGCAACGCCACAACGCAACGAGCUCUUCAAUUCGAUACGCAAACGUCCAGCAAUCUUCAACAAGAAACCCAACCAGGAGAGCGAACAAGGAGUAACUGAAGCCAUUGUCCAGGCGGAGCUGAGUGAACCACAACCCACGCUCAAAUUGCAGACAAUGUUUGUGAAUCCAACACUGGUUAAAGUUGAGCAGGAGCCAGAAGCUCAGGCUUCAGACGUGGCUGAGACUAUAGCUGAGCUGGAAAAGGAGCAGCCAGAGGAAGUCAUCAAGAAAGUGGAGGAAAUGAAACCAUUGGAAGCCAUGCCAGAAAUACCCGCUGUAAUACUGGAAACGCUGGAGGAGAAGCCCCAAGAGAUAGAGCAAGUGGAGCAAGUGGAGAACAGCCAAUCAGCUGUGAUGGAGUCUGAACCAGAACCAGCUAUAAUAGAACCCGGUAACAGCUCCAAUGAGGAGCAAUCUGCCAGCAAUAUAGAAGCACUCGAAGCAGCCAAGCCAGCAGAUGCACCUGUGAGUCUACCCUCAACGCCAGAGAUGACACAAACCAAUCCUCUAGUGGAACAGAUGCUCGACAGCAGCAGCAGCAGCAGCAAUAGUAAUGAAGUCCCAGAAUCCCUUGGUGGCUUCAAGCCCGUCGAUCCACACAUGGCGGCCGAGGCGGAGCAGCUAAUCACUGAUUUCUUAAACACGCUGCGCAAUCACGAACAGCAACCAGAGAAGAAGCUGCAGACGGAGAUGGACAUGGCUGAGGUCCAGCAGGAGCAACAACAACAACAACAAUCAAUCCCAAACGAAACGGAAGCCGAUGCUGUUUCCAUUGAGGAAGCCAAGCUGCCCGAACCGGAAAUUGUGGAUAAGGAUGCAUCUGUGGAGGAGCAGGUGCUGAAAACGGAGGCAAAGCUGAAGCUGACUCAGGAUUCACAGGAUGCGCAGGAUUCGCCCAUCAUUCAGAUUAUGCAAUUGAAUCAUUUGCCAGCCGACUAUCAAAUACCGGUGCAGGUGCUCAGCCAGGAGACGAAGCCGAUGGAGGAGUCGCCCAAACAAGAUGAUGAUGCUGGACAGGAGCAUCAGGAGGAGAGUCUGGCAACAGCUGCUUAUAUGCCACCGAUCAGCAUCGAUGACAUUGUGGAGUUGGUCAAGGAGCGUUUGGAUCAGAAUCCCAAAGGUGAACAGCUGACGCCAAUGGAACUGGUGCUGACACCAGGUGCAGCAGCGCCAAUGGCACUGAUAGAGAGCAACAAGGAUAUUAAGCAGGAGGCUGAGCAGGAGUCGGAGCAGGAGAAGAUGCCUGAGUCGGAGGCGGAAUUGGAUGUGAAACCUGCGGCAGUUGCAGCUGAGGAACCGGAACAGGAGGAACUCAUUCUGCCCAUUUAUAAGCGAGUGCAGGCAGCUGAACCGGCGAAGGAGGAGAUGGAUGCUGCUCCAGCUGUUCCCGCCGCAAUUGCUACUGCUGCUCAAGCUGCUCAAGCUGCUCCAUCAGCUGAUUUAGCUCUUUCUGCUGAUUUGGCUAUUUCAUCUCCUUCAGCUCCAGCUGUUAAUCCAGUUGCACCUUCAGCUUUAGCUGCUCCAUCAGAUCCUUCAUCUUCCGCUGCUCCUUCAGCUCCAUCAUCUGCCUCAUCACCGUCAGCUCCCUCAACUGCUCCCUCAUCUCCACCAGCUGCCUCUCUGCCCGAGUUGCGUCAAUCCAAAUCCCAUUCGAGCAUGGAUGCACGCAAGCGUCGUUUUCUGUUUCGCGCCGAUGCCAGCUAG